AAAUACAAAAACUAUGAAAUGGUUUUGUUGUUUGGAGCUCAUAGUUGCAGAAGCUGUUGCUGGUGUGAAGUGUGUAGCUCUGCUUCAAUCAGAGUCAGGAUGUUGCUGUGUCUGUGCCUUAUUGAACCAGGCACUGCUUCUGGUUCUAGUAUGUUUGGCUCUGCCUCUGGAGAUCCAACUAGUCCUACUAGUUCCCAGCUGCCUGUGCCCAAGGAAGCUGAACAGCAUUUGGACCUGUGGAGUGACAUUUAGUGUGAGAAAUGAGUGUGACAGAUAUGUCUUAGAAACCUGCAAACACUUCAUGUAAAAAGUAUGAUAGUUCCCAUUAUGCAUACCUACUUCUUUGAAAAGAUGGAGGUGGGCAUUUAUAGCAGUGUAGUGGCAGGAGUAAUGAAGGGUUCUCCUGUUACAGGAGACCACAGCUUACUUGCCCUUUCUGCCUGUCUUCUCUAUGCCUGUGCUUCAUCAGCUUUGUUUCUGCUCCACGUAACUGCACGGAGCUUCAGCCAGUGUCACAUGCCUGGUGCAGGGCUGGUGGCUUUCCCUGCUUCAGAAGGUUGUGUACAGGGAAGGCUGGCUGAGGAGCCGUCAGCAUGCCCCAUAGACUCCCCAGAGCCUGUCAGCAAAGGCUUCUCGCUGCAGUCACCAGUGGAGAACAUCAUCCAUUAUCUCUGUGUCUUAUCACUUUAUAACAUCGGCAGUAGCUGUCUCAUGGUUCCUCUUCUGGAUGCAGUGCACAGAGGACCAACGAAGGAACACAAGCAAAACAGGGGAUGGUCCUCAGACCCUGAGCCCUGGAGUAGCAUCCUGAAUGCUGACUGUCCUCCUGGAAGUAACACAAGAUUGCAUUUCUAUGGGAAAGAAAGAUCACGUCUUCCACAAUACGUCAUUCUUCAUUUUACUCACCUGUUUUGCUGUAUUUCAUUGAUCUGCUCUGACAGAUACCGCAUCUGUCUUGAAAACUGUACCUUUGCAUGCACAAUGAUGCCCAUGGGUAAUAGGAAACCAGGGUUUCAAAAGAAAACCUGAUUCCAUUGCUAGAUAAUAGCAGUUUCCUAAAUAAAUGUGUGGUUGCCCCAGGGGCUGUGGUUGUUGCCAGAUGCACUUUUUCUUGAUUGGUGAGAGCAGCAGAUGACGCUUCGUGGCAUAUAAGCGUGAGAGAAAACACGGGAGCCCAGAUAAGCCGAGUGAGUUGCCUGGACUGAGGAACUGAGAAGGUGCUUCAAGCAGCUGUGUGCCAUGGCAUUUGGAAUGCUCAUCUAUAUUUUGCUGAAAGUAAGCAUCUAUUUGCAUUACACAGCAAUGGGGGCACUGAGUGAAGAGUCAGCUCUUACUGUUUCAUCCCUUAGCACGGACUUAUGGAAUAACUGGACAAAAAACAAUGCUGAAGCAGACUACACUGAGCAACCAAAGCUCAUGAAGCUUAUGCAGACUUGUCUUGAGGAACACCACAGCUAUUGUAUAAAUGGGCUCUGUGCUUUCCACAGCGAGUUGAGGAAACCCAUAUGCAAGUGCCUCGCAGGUUAUAAUGGUGAGAGGUGCGAACAUUUAACACUAAAUUCGUAUGCACACAAUUCUUACGAACGCUAUAUUGCUGUGGGAAUUGGUGUGGGAAUACUGACGAGUGGGAUACUUGCUAUCAUCUACUGCUACGUAAGAAAGAGAUGCAGAAAAUUGAAAUCCCCUUACAGUGUCUGCAUGGGCGAGACAGCAUUGUGAAGACAUAGCAUUGGGACACUUCCCAAUUUGCCUGUAAAGGAGAGGAAGUCCUGCUGGGAAGGCCGCCAUCUGCCAUCUGGCAGAUACCACAGCCUUGCUGAUGGGAGGGCAUGAAGGGAAUGACAGGACAAGUACAUGAAAGGAACUCCUGCAGGACUGAUGGGCGCCAUUCACAUGUGAAGAAAGACUUCCUCCUUCGUAGAGGUUGCUAGAUGACCAGGUCCAAAAAGCUAAGGAUACUCACAGCCCUCAACGAUCUCCUGUGGGUGGUAUUUACUGAGGCGAGGACUUCCUGGUUUUAGCUGUUUUCAGUCAUUUCAAGCUCUGGUACAGUGUUCUGCUCUUGCCUUUUCUGUUUGUUUGGUUUCUUGUUUGUUGGUGUUUUUUUUUUAGUCCCCUUCUUUUCUCCUCCUGUGGAGGAAAAGCACAAUCCUUCUCACAGUGGAGAUGGAUUCUGAACCUCAUAUGCUGACAAGACACCGUUUGGGUUCUGAUUUCAGUGUCUGCUGCCUAUGUGUGUGGAUAAACAGGCCCUUUUCCAACACAGCAGAUACCUUUAGUGGGCUGAACAAAAUUUAGGCUUCUGUUGCCACCAAGGACAGAACCAUAAAAUGCUUCGGACUGAGCAAAAUGGAUGGUUCUCAAAAGCUUACUUCAAUUUAGGAAUAAAGAUUAAGCACUUUUGAGAAAAUCGUGUCAUGACACCUCUGGGCAUGGCAAGUUCUUACUGUUUUCACAAGCAGAGGAUUUGGGCAUCCUUGUCAAAAUGGAUUAUUGAGGGUGCUCAUAGCAAAGAACUUUACUGUUUCCUAACAUCAUAUAGCAGUUCAUCACAUCUUCAGGCAGAAUAUAACUUUGCUGCACGCUGAUUUCAGCACAAGACUUCAGCUGGUAGAGAAGCUUUAAUUUUGUUGUUUAAUUUCAGUAUGGCUUUGCCCAGGAAACAGACUCUCUUUCUUCUGUUCUCACACUAUGGGCACAAUGUGACCACUCAAAUAAGAAACAAACGGGGAUUUUCUUCAACCCUGGACAAAGAUAUUACCCAUAAGAUGCUUAAUUUUCUGAGUCUUGUCUACGAAGAAUUGCAAAGGUAACGAGAUUUUUUUUUUGAGGACAAAGGAAGAAAAUUGGUUCUGAGACUGGGACUGUUUGUGUCUUCUCACUGAGAGCUGGAGUUUUUGCCAAGUGCUGAUGAAACUGGGAGAUGGGUCUAAGAGAUGUUCGUUUCAGCUGUUGCAUAUUGUAGAUGCAUCUGCUGUGCUUAGUCAUCUGUUAGAAAAAGACAGGUACUUUGUGAUUGUAUGGGAUGAUACAGGCUCCUAAAUUGAGAUGCCCUGCUGGAAUGCUCAAUCUCUUUGUAACGUGAGUUAAUUUUCACAACAGGAUGCAUGUCGCGUGUUAAAAAAACCCUGUGUAUUUGUGAGACUACAAUGAUAAUGCUGAAAUGUGUAUGAAAGGCUGGGGUUUGAAAAGCACUUGAGUGGCCUGAAGUUCAGUGGGCUGCUUAUGAGGGGGAUCUGGUCAGUAGCUGAGUCAUCUUGGUUCUCCAUUUGAUACCAAUAAAUAAAACAACACAUCA
Messenger RNA from Pezoporus flaviventris, 3298 nucleotides. RefSeq names its product epithelial mitogen (gene EPGN). The transcript has 5 exons. NCBI's taxonomy places the organism in Eukaryota, Metazoa, Chordata, Aves, Psittaciformes, Psittacidae. Gene Ontology annotation, biological process: epidermal growth factor receptor signaling pathway; positive regulation of cell population proliferation; positive regulation of mitotic nuclear division. The record is from RefSeq and is a predicted model, not a curated record. Bases 1240 to 1719 code for a protein of 159 amino acids.